This is a messenger RNA of Haemonchus placei, 1461 nucleotides long. NCBI's taxonomy places the organism in Eukaryota, Metazoa, Nematoda, Chromadorea, Rhabditida, Trichostrongylidae. The record is from the annotation of a GenBank genome assembly.
AUGGUGCUGGAUAUGGAUCUCUUCCGCGAAGAAAAAGGGGGAAACCCUGAGGCUAUUCGUAACUCCCAACGACAACGAUAUUGUGAUCCUUCGAUUGUCGACAAAGUUAUUGAACUCGAUCAGGCAUGGCGGAAAGAACGUUUUCUCUUGGACGUUCUGAAUCGCCAAAAAAAUGUUCUGAGCAAAGCCAUAGGGGAGAAAAUGAAGAAGAAGGAAGCCCAAGGAACUGAUGAUAAUGUUGAUGACUCGAUCGUUUCAAAAUUGGAAUCUCUAAAAGUAGAGGAUCUCAGCGCUUUGACGGUAGUCCAAAUAAAAAAACUGCGCGUUCUGCUGGACGAGAAGAUGAAUGACACAAAGGCCUCCAUGGAAAAGUUGGAGGACGAUCGGCAUCAGUCGCUAAUACAAAUUGGCAACAUUAUCCAUCAUAGUGUUCCCGUAUCAGAUGAUGAGGCUAACAAUAGAGUUGAACGAACCCACGGUGAUAUCACAAGUCGGAAGAAGUAUUCCCAUGUUGAUCUCGUAGUUAUGAUUGAUGGCUUUGAUGGUGAACGUGGAACUGCUGUUGCUGGAGGCCGAGGCUAUUUCCUGAAAGGACCCCUUGUUUUCCUAGAACAAGCUAUCAUCCAGCUUGCACUGCAAAAGUUAGGUGAAAAGGGUUUCACUCCGCUCUAUACGCCGUUUUUCAUGCGUAAAGAAGUCAUGCAAGAAGUAGCUCAACUGAGCCAGUUCGACGAGGAGUUGUAUAAGGUUAACAGUAAAGGAUCUGAAGUGCUAGGAGAUAAUUCAAUAGAUGAGAAAUAUCUCAUUGCCACUUCCGAGCAACCGAUAGCUGCGUUCCACCGGAAUGAGUGGAUAAAGGAGUCUGAUUUACCUAUCAAAUAUGCUGGUAUAUCAACUUGUUUCCGACAAGAAGUUGGUAGUCAUGGAAGGGAUACUAGAGGUAUCUUUAGGGUUCAUCAGUUCGAAAAAGUCGAACAGUUCGUCAUUUGCUCGCCAUUGAACAAUGAAUCGUGGAAGAUAUUUGACGAAAUGAUAAACAACGCUGAGGAAUACUGUCAGCUAUUAGGAAUCCCUUAUCAGAUAGUAUGUAUUGUGUCGGGUGAACUCAACAAUGCAGCAUCAAAGAAGCUCGAUUUGGAGGCUUGGUUCCCUGGUUCUGGUGCCUUCCGAGAACUGGUGUCGUGCUCAAAUUGUACAGACUACCAAGCUCGUCGAUUGAAAGUUAGAUAUGGGAUGACUAAAAAGAUGGAUGGAGAAGUUCCUUUCGUGCACAUGCUGAAUGCAACUAUGUGUGCUACGACACGAGUGCUGUGCGCUCUGCUAGAAAACUAUCAAACUGAUGAUGGAAUUACGGUACCAGAGAUUCUCCACCCAUUUAUGCCAGAGAAAUAUCGCAAGUUCAUUCCGUUCGUCAAGCCAGCGCCAAUAGAUGAGGAAUCAAAAAAGAAGAGCGGGAAGUGA